UCCUGGGAAAUCACACUGGUUAUUUGUCAACGAAUUUUUAUAUUUCUCAACAAUGUUAAAAUGUUCAAAUGUAUUAGCAUCUAUUGAUUUCCUAUUAAUGCAAUUAUCCAAAUGAAAAUUCUAAUUUUGAGCCCAUGAAUUGAACUAAUUAAUUGCAUGGUAAAAACAUGAAUCUGUAAAAGUAGUGCACCUUGGAUUUGACCAAGCCUACUGUAGGACACAGUGAAGAUGGAAACACUAAAGACACAGGCCCUAUUUAUGGUUAUAAAACAUAAAACACAAAUAUAUUAGAAAAAUUCUUAGAGGCACAGUAGAAUAACACAAGACUGGAAAAUAGUUGACAGCAUGAACUUAAUAUUUAAAAAUCUGAUUUGUGUGAAUGAAUCUCACGUGUAGCAGCAACAUACUUAUGGGGAUUGGAUCUAGGCCAUCAGACUGGCAGGUAAAUAAAUGCAGGACUGGUGGAGUUAAUGUUUCACUAGAAAGUCAGCUGUCAUGCAUGGCUUGCCUUGACUAUCCAAACCAGAUGCGUAUUUUAGGACAAUUGCUAGAGAAAUGAGGCGAAUAGGCCAACCAGGGUCAUUGUAUCAACAAAACGUACAGCCUGGUAUGAAGUAUAAGUCAUUUGGGUCACACUUUACAUUGUAUUGAUACCUUGGAGUUAUUUGCAUCACUGCAAUUGUUUGUCCUUGAGUGAGCUUUUGUAUUUGCAUUGUAUGUACAUGCUAACUUGUACUUUCCUGCUGACCUAUUGACAGGCCGCCUUCUCAAAAGAGGGUUCUAACCUCAAGGAGUCUUUCCUGGUUAAAUAAAGGUUAAAUGAAAUGAAAGUGGAUUUAGCUAGUGUUAUAACAUGUAACUACACAAUAACUACCAUGUACAGCUGAGUAAUUGCAUGGUUACAUAGAGUUAAAAUAGCAAAGGUGCAACUUAAUAUAAAAGUAUUGGCCAGUUUUUAUAUGUGGAUAGGCUAAUUAUGAUACAUUUCCCCGAGAAUAACUGGAAAUUAUUUAUUGGAUGGUGUUCAAAAAUGAAUUUACAUAUCAUACUCAGUGCUUGACUUGGACUAAAAUAGAUGCCAGUACUCAUUUUGUGUGCCAGGAAUUAUUUAUAUUUAGGUGCAGGAACUCCACAAUACUUUUGAGUUAAUAUUCUGUAAGAGGUGCAGGAACUCAAGCAGUGAAAAAUGGAGGUGCCGGGUAUUGAACUCCGGUGAGCUCCUGCCAAGUCAAGCACUGAUCAUACUGAUAAACGUUGACGUAUUUUGAUUUAAUCAAGUCAGGUAUCUCACAGAACUUCAUAUUUUCCUUCACAGAUCCAAAGUAAAUGUCUCCAUUUUUGUUUGAUUGUAGAUUAUUGUAGGUUUAAUCAGAAAAGGAGCAUGGCCAUUUACUUUCUGAGUCUUGCUCUUGGGUUUUUGACACUUUCUCUUUCAAUAUGACUGUUAGACUGUGAAUAGUGGUUUUGGAAUGUAUAAACUAAAGUGAAAGAAAGAGGAAGUGGAGAAGCCCAAGAAGAGGCAGAGGCAAAGACAGCUGCUCGCCUGAAAAGGUGUGGGGUUUUUAAAAAAAUGCUGCCUCUGUCUCUCAGGCAACAGGGAAAAAACAUGUUGGAGCAGCUAGAGAAACAGCCUCUACAGAAAUACACCCCAACAGUCCUUUGUUAUUUGCCUCAAGUGUGCCUAAUAAUUGCUAAAUGGCUGGGACUUAAGGGUUCAGACAUUUAUCAAAUUAAUAUUUAAUCAUGGUAAGUCAGUUGGAAAAUAGCUUAUGAAGUGCAGUGCUAUUUAAUUAUAAAAGCAAUGUGAGCAUUCCUUUUUAUGGUUAGGCCAUUUAUAAUAUUCAAUGCACUAAUAAAGCUUUCCGGAGCAAACAUAUUCUGUGGACAGCUUAUCUCAUUUCAUAUAAAUAUAGCCUUUUUCCUGUGGUCAGAUAGAAUUGCAGAAUAGUUUGACUCCCUUCAUGACAUUAGUUAGGUUGAUCUGGUUUUGAAACAUUUCAUGUUGGAACUGAUACUGCAACUGUCUUUGGUCGUCUGAUAAAUGUGUAAUGAUGCCGUCCGUGUUCAUUGCAAUAAACUAGGCUGUGUUUUUCAUGUCUUUUUUGUGUGAAUACACUCUGGCUUAAGUCCUACUGUUUGUGUGCCUUAAGCCAGACCCCGAACACGUAGCUAUAGCCUUCUGUACAAAACUUGGCACUAUACCAAGAUAGGUCUUAGUUUUUUAGUUUUGAAUAUCAUCUGUGUUCUGAACACAAAUAUGUACACGGUAUUAACUUUGUUAGAGUGUGAUGAGUCUGCAUACCAUUAAUUAUUUGAUACAAUGUGGCUGUAUAAGUCCAAAAUCAUACUUCAUGCAGGCAUGCACGCAUACAUGUUUUUAUCUCAUCGGCCCAGCAAUUAUAGGAAGUCUACGGUCAGAGCUCACUGAAGUUGAUUACACUUUUUAAAUUCUCAUAUAGCCACAAGGAGGCGUUUGGUAUCAUAACGUUGCACAUUACCGGUACUGUACAGUCUGUAUUCCAUGACUAAGCCCAGCUGUUGCAUGUGUCACGUUCACACCACAAGGAGGCAGUAUAUAACCCACUCACACACUUUCAGGAAACAAAGAAGUAAACAACUUUGUUUUUUGGGACAACAUUUCACCCCUGAUUUUGCAAUCUAGAGGGCCUGUAACGAAAUGUUCUUUAAGAUAUGAUCAAUGUAUUUGUAUUGCAAGCAGAUGUACUUAAAUUUACUUUUCAUGUUUAUGCACAUUUCCUUUAUCAUUAUUACUUUUUCUUGAAGUGGUAGCCUAUAUGAAAUGGUUAAAAAACUGUUUCAUGAUCAUUCAUACAGGGCUUUACAGACUUUUCUAAUCAUCAUCAUGUUUGCUCUCUAAGAAAAUCAAUUUUGCAAGCUGUGCAUGUUCCGUUUCUUGGAACUAAUGCAUAGACCACAUGUACAGAAUGUUAAAAAUGGACAUGAGCAAAAGCUAAAAUAAAUACCUUUGCGCAAUAGUACAAUGUUUUUGUCUAAGAACCUGUAACCAUCAAUCACCAAGCACUGUUUUCUCUGUUCGCUCGAGCACUCCACACCCAGGGAAGAUGUUUAUUAGCCUGCUACAAUCUAUGCAUGGCGCCUUACAUAAUACAUUCGGAGAUCCCGCCCCCUUUCACAUCAAGCAAAAAGGAGCUGUGGCUGCCUCUACUGCAGCAGUUUUGUUUUGUACGUGUAGCGACUAGGAUGUCAAGAGACAACUGAAAUAUUCUACGUAUUUUUGACAACUUGAACAAGGGCGCAAGAACAUUUUAGGAGAAGUGUUCUCUUCGGAAUUAACAAGCCUCAAGAUGAUUUUCGGCAAAUUGAAAAAGUUUUACAUCGUGUUUGACUCUCCAGAAAUCGACUCUCCCCCCGUCUUCAGCAGUGGGGACGUGGUGUCUGGAAAGGUUGUUUUGGACCUUGCAGGGGAAAGUAAAGUGGAGUCGUUGAAGUUGCACGCCGAAGGUUUUGCUAAAGUGCAUUGGACCGAGUCUCGUUCGGCUGGGUCUAGUACUGCUUAUACUCAAAACUACAGCGACGAAGUUGAAUAUCUCAACCGAAGAGAAGUGCUUCUGCAAGCAGAUAAUGGCGAGCUCACCCUCCUCCCUGCUGGAAGACAUGAAUUUCCAUUUAGUUUCCAGUUGCCUGAUGAGACACUGGUGACAUCUUUCGAAGGCAAGCAUGGCAGCAUCCGCUACUGGGUGAAAGUGAAGCUGCAUAGGCCCUGGGCUACAGUCAGGAAGAUCAAGAAGGAGUUCACUGUCAUUGAGCCCAUUGACAUCAACACACCAGCCUUAUUGGCCCCCCAAGCUGGCAGUAAAGACAAGAUGGCACGGGUCUGGUACCACAACUUUGGACAGGUGUCAAUAACGGCCAAGAUCGAUCGCAAAGGUUACACGCCAGGUGAGGUGAUUCCUGUCUUUGCUGAGUUUGACAAUGCCACCUCACGCUCUGUGGUGCCCAAGGCUUACAUCACACAGACGCAGACGUUCAUCGCCCGGGGCACCAUGAAGCAGAAGCGGGCGGUGGUGGCCACGCUUAGUGGCGACGUGGUGGGCGCCCAGCGCAGGGAGACCUGGCACGGCCGCGCCAUCAAGAUCCCACCCGUCGGGCCAUCCAUCCUGCAGUGCCGCAUCAUCAAAGUGGAAUACAUGCUCAGAGUGUGUGUGGAUGUUCCUGGGACCUCUAAGUUGUGCCUAGAACUGCCCCUGGUGAUGGGCACGAUCCCCCUGCAUCCAUUCGGCAGCCGCACCUCCAGCGUCAGCAGCCAGUACAGUGUCAACCUGGAAUGGCUCCGCAUGGCCAUCCCCGAGCAGCCUGAGCCUCCUCCUGAUUACAGCUCUGUGGUGACUGCUGAGGAGGCUGAGCAGAACACUACGGCCCACUGUCCUGAGGAGGACCUCAGUGGGAUCAUGGAGCACCCACUUAGGGCCUUUGUCCAGGAGUUCCGCUUCCGACCCCCUCCGGUGUACUGCGAGGUCGACCCAAACCCUCAGCCCCUCAACAUGAGACGUCGCUGCAUGACGUGUUGAACCAACCACUUGAGUGUCACGUGAUGACCCGACUUAAUAAAGCAAAGAGAUUUGUCUUCUCCUGGAUUACUCUCCGAAACUGGCUACCCGGUCCCAAGAUAUGGCCUCUGUUGUUGGUAGGGACUAAGAGUACCACCGAGAGGUUGGAAGAGGAGAUGGAGGCGACAGAACCUGCUUGUGGAGGAAGCCCUUUUUAAAAAGAAAGAUGGACAUGUUACAUUGAGCAAGAAAAGGAAAUAACUUCUCCCAUGGUUCCUGUCCUCCCAAGUGAUUCUGGCUCUGGAUGAGGAAACAGAGCCCCUCCCGCCAAUCAAUGAUUCCCACACAAUAAAUGUUUUGUGUUUUACGGAGUUUGUGAAAAUAUUGGGGGAGGAUCACUUUGUCUUUGUGAGGGGGAGAGUUGGAGUUGCAGAUGAUACCUAAGCCUUAAAGAAUGCUAUGUGAUAUGUGCAGCUUACAUCAGCACAUUAAGAAAUAAUCAGCUCACUUGGUGUUGAGGCAUCUGUAGUACCCAACUCCCCCUUGCCUGGUAACAUAUAGCCUAGAUGUCAAAACCUGCUUUAUGUAUUAUGACUCAAUCAUGAUGUUCCCAUGACUAUUUCUACUGUUAGUCAAGUAAAUUAGAUUUAAGUAAGCACUUAUCUGAGAAGUCAUGGUUUGGUGAAGAGGAGUAGAGUCAGUAGGUUUAGAUAUUAAGCUGAUGUACACAGGUAAUACUAUGCAAAAGGGAAUGCCUGCAAUAUCUGCAAAUGAACUGAAUUGAUUGCAUGAGAGAUUCCGAUGCAGCAGCUAUCCUCUGUAUGGAGCUGUUUAACGUAUUCUGAAUGUUAAUAUGACAGUAAUGGAUGAAAAAACAGUGGAUUUCUUUGCAUGUGGAUUAAUUGGUGUUGCGUAAAAGCUAGUUCUCUAGCACAAACCUGUGCAUAAUGUCUUCUCAGAAAAUAGAGACUAGGACUGAUUUGUUAUGACCCUUCUCAACAAUGAUAAGAGGAAGAAAAGUGUGAGUGUGUUUUGAAGCUGCUGCAGGUUUUAGAAGCAGCUAAGGAGGAAAUAUCUGAGCCAUGUGGUUUGUGCAUUUGAUUCAACCCAGAUGCCUGUGCCUUGAUAUUUUUUUUUUGAACAGUCUAUAAAUGUCUGCAGAACGUUUGUUCAGCGUUGCAUUAAGCCUUAAGUUGGAGAUGACACUUUGAAGUGUACUAAAGAACAUUCCAAUAAAUUACUGAGGACCUCAUUUCCAAAUAGUGGAGAGAAUGGUGGCUUCAGGUUAGCAACGCAGCUUUGGUGUCGUGCGCAGUGCAGCACACACCUUAAACUGAAUGUAUUUGAUACAAAUGCCAUUGUUGAUUCACAGAACUUGCCAAAGUUUUUGUAAUUCUUGUUUCUAAUAAAAACACUGAAAUAGA
Molecule: messenger RNA, 5953 nt
Organism: Coregonus clupeaformis (lake whitefish)
Lineage: Eukaryota; Metazoa; Chordata; Actinopteri; Salmoniformes; Salmonidae
Gene: arrdc2
Product: arrestin domain containing 2
Exons: 7
Coding region: 3327-4550 (407 amino acids)
Biological process (GO): protein transport
Cellular component (GO): cytoplasm; plasma membrane
Source: RefSeq, a predicted model, not a curated record